UCGAGAGUAAAAUAGUUCUAGUUAUAACGUCCACUUUCAGAAUGAUUAACAUUGCUACCAUUAUAAUUUCAAUCGUUGUCUUUAAAAAUGCCGAGGCGAUAAAAACUAUCAAAUUAGCAUCAGGUUAUGAAAUGCCAAUCGUUGGCUUGGGAACUUGGCAGAUGCCUCCAGAAGCCAUCGACUUGGCAGUGACAACAGCUUUGGAAACAGGUUAUAGGCAUAUAGAUACAGCGUUCACUUAUGGUAAUGAAGAAGCAAUUGGAAAAACUUUAAAAAAAUGGUUUAAAAAAGGAAACAAACGCGAGGAUCUUUUUAUCACGACAAAGCUGCCACCAUACGGGAUGCGAAGCUCAGCUGUCGAAAGUUACCUUAAACUCUCAUUGGAAAAAUUGGGUCUCGAGUACGUGGAUAUGUACUUAAUUCAUAAGCCGUUUGGCUUUGUUAAAGAUAAAUACAAAUAUGAGCCGGCUAAAAAUUCAGAUGGCAGCGUUGUGUUGGAUCUUAAAACUGACCACGUAGCCAUAUGGAAGGCGAUGGAAAAACAAGUAAAAGCUGGUCGAACACGAUCUAUUGGCUUGAGUAAUUUCAACCAGUCACAAAUUGCAAAAAUUUACUAUAAUGCAGAAAUUAAGCCCAGUAACUUGCAGAUCGAACUCCAAGCUUACAAUCAGCAACGUCCUCUUCGAGAAUUUACUGCUCUACGUAAUAUUGCUAUCACGGCCUUCAGUACUCUAGGCUCACCGGGUUCUUCAAUUGACAAAAAAAUAAAUGCUUCUCUCACUCUACCGCAGCUUUUUCAUAAUGAAAUUGUAAAAAAGAUCGCGACCUUCCACAAUCGUACGACUGCUCAAGUACUUUUACGACAUGCCAUCCAAAAUGGUAUUAUUGUCCUACCGAAAAGCACAAAACCAAACAGAAUAAGGGAGAAUUUCGAUUUAUUUAAAUUUUCAUUGACUGAAGAAGAAAUGAAAAUGAUGAAUGGCUUAGACAGAGGCGAUGCAGGAAGAAUUUUCCAUUAUUUUAUAGAUAAGGGGGUGGAAAAACAUCCAGAAUAUCCAUUCACAUACUUAUUGGAAAAUAAAUCUUAAGAAACGCAAAAUAAAUAGAGAGUAAUUGAAAUUAUU
Trichogramma pretiosum is the source of this 1124-nucleotide messenger RNA. Its product is annotated as 1,5-anhydro-D-fructose reductase-like. Gene Ontology annotation, molecular function: aldose reductase (NADPH) activity. The record is from RefSeq and is a predicted model, not a curated record. The transcript is spliced from 7 exons. Bases 42 to 1088 code for a protein of 348 amino acids. Lineage: Eukaryota; Metazoa; Arthropoda; Insecta; Hymenoptera; Trichogrammatidae. Gene Ontology annotation, cellular component: cytosol.